Lindgomyces ingoldianus is the source of this 2222-nucleotide messenger RNA. RefSeq lists its product as uncharacterized. Gene Ontology annotation, biological process: protein polyubiquitination; ubiquitin-dependent protein catabolic process; positive regulation of proteasomal ubiquitin-dependent protein catabolic process. NCBI's taxonomy places the organism in Eukaryota, Fungi, Ascomycota, Dothideomycetes, Pleosporales, Lindgomycetaceae. Bases 195 to 2204 code for a protein of 669 amino acids. Gene Ontology annotation, cellular component: cytoplasm; ubiquitin ligase complex. Gene Ontology annotation, molecular function: zinc ion binding; ubiquitin protein ligase activity; ubiquitin conjugating enzyme binding. The transcript has 4 exons. The record is from RefSeq and is a predicted model, not a curated record.
GGUCAGCCUUCCGUCCCGAUCCAAAGUCGUUGUCGCUGCAGGUGCGAGUUGUCACCAUCACACCGAUUCCUCUCUCCACACAGUCGCCGCCCCGCACGCCCUCGCCCUGCACCGCUGCCUGAGUGUCUGCCACGCCUGACGCUUGCGAGGCCGGCAUCCAGGCACACAUUGUAAAUACCCACGCACCACCAGGAAUGGCCAGAGAUCGCGACGAGCGCAAUUCCAGGUAUUACUACGACGACUAUUCUUCCGACGACCGAGACAGGGAGCGGAGGAGCCAUCGGCACCGCCAUCGGCGCCGCGAGUACGACGACGAAGAUUCUGCCGCCAAACGCGAGCGAAGGGAACGACGGCGGGCCGAGGAAGCACGACGGGACACCGAGCUGGACCUGGAUGAAUUGAGAGCGCGGCGCGCAUCGUUCUAUUCCCGCCCCGAGCCAGAGAGACGUCGUGAGUCUCAGCGCAUGGCACAGGAGAUCCGCAUUGACAGGGAGAAGACGAAGCCGCGGAGCAGUCACAGGGAGGUCAGAAGAGAUGGUACAAGGAGGAAGAAGAGGCAAGAGAAGGUGGGAGAUGACCGGAGUGACGACUAUGUCUACGGCAGGCCGAAGUCGAGGGGUCUGGUGGAAGAGAUCGCGGUCAAGCGGUCAUCGGCACGGAGGAGGAGCGACGAGGGCGGUUCAUUGAGAAGGGCAGCAGACUCUCCGCGAUCGGGGUCAGGCUCGAGGCCUGUCUCCGUGCGGAGAGUCGAAGUGCCCAAGUUGAGCAGGAGCGUCUCCGCGAGAGAACCAAAUAGAGUCUAUAUGGCGACCAGACCAUCCAUGCGACGAUCUAGCACUCUCAAGCUCCCUACCGCCACCGCAACCCCCAUCUCAAGAUCACACUCUAUGUCUGCCAGGGACUCUGCCAGGGACUCUACCCAUGCGCCGCGGAGGAGUACCGGCGGUCUCUUGGCAACCCUUUUCAAGCCUCCCACAAGAGCAUCGACCACCGUGCUGCACAAGGAGAUACCAAGGGUUCAAUGCCUUGUCUGCCUGAACGACGACCUUCUCGCGAACAAAACGGCCAAGCUCAGCUGCGGCCACCGCAUGUGCCACUCCUGCCUCAAGCGCCAAUUCUCCCUCUCCGUCACCGAUCCGCAACAUAUGCCCCCAACCUGUUGUAACGCCGAACACAUUCCUCUGAAACAUGUCGAGCGUCUGUUUGACGAUAAAUUCAAGAAGCUGUGGAACAAAAAAUAUCAGGAAUACACUACCGCAAACCGGCUGUAUUGCCCGACCAAAGGAUGCGGGGAGUGGAUUAAGCCGUCGAAGAUACGCAUGGACUUGGCGACCAGCAGAAAAUACGCUCGGUGUGGUCGUUGCAGUACCAAAGUGUGUGUGUUGUGUAACAACAGAUUCCAUACCCGGCGGGAAUGCCCCAGGGACGAAGAGACAAGCCGUUUCGUGCAGAUGGCGAAAGACAAGGGCUGGCAGAGGUGCUAUAACUGCAAGGCUAUGGUUGAGCUGAAGGAAGGCUGCAACCAUAUGACUUGCCGAUGUACGGCACAGUUCUGCAUGAUUUGUGCCCUGCCCUGGAAAACGUGUAACUGUCCGUGGUUCAACUACAAUCACCUCAACGAUGACGACCGCUUGAAUGACAUGCGCGUUCCCUACAUUCCCCAACAGGAUGUAGUCGAAGUCGUAGAAUUACCACCCGAACCAGCUCCACACCCCGCACGCCGUGCCAGCACACGGCUUCGACACCGAGUCGACCGUGACUUAGAACGAGCAGACGAGGCCCUUGCUGCCCACCUUCAAGCCCAACUCAUCCUCAAUAAUACCCCAACACAUUCAGAAACUCGACGAAGCGACCCCAAUGUUCAAGUAUAUGGUGUGGGAAAUUCCGGCACCCACCAUAUGAAUGACUCGUACACGGUCCGACCCCUCGCGACCGCAGCAGCGCGAACCUCCGUCCGCAUGUCUACCCCUCGAUUCUUCAGCCGCCGCGUUGUCCGCGAAUCCGUUCGAUCUUCACCCGCCGCUGCAGAUGUCAGAGCAUCCACCAUGGCCGGCCUAUCGCGCGACGGAACUCGCCGCGGAGCGAACAGGGUUGGGACAUGGCUGCAACAUGUCCAGCUGGACCGCGAAGCAGUAGACUCGGCUCCUCGGGGGGUCGAAGUUGAUGACUGGAGGGCCGAUGGGUCGAUGAUGGGGAUCGAUUAAGAACAUACGUUGUUGUUU